AUGAAUUCAUUGAUGAUAGUGGGUUGUACCCUUCUAGUGUAUUCACCCACAAAGCAAUUCUUUUUCCUCCACCUCCCCUACAUCUUGUCCUGCCUUUCUAGUCCCAAGUGUGUUUUUCUCUUGGUCAAUGUCAUUGUGGUGUUCUUGGUGGGAGAAUCAAGGCUCAGUGGCUACAACAAUUCGCGGAGAUCUUCUUCAACGAGUGAUUUCUACGACGAGUACAUCCGCAGAGCUAGAGCUCAAAGGAAAUCAAUCACAUCAUCCUCGAGUGAGAUAGCAUCGAUCGAGAGCGAGACAAGCGAACAAGAAGAACAACAAGUACUGGUGAAUGAAGAUGCCAAGAAUGGAGAUGAAGUGGAGGAGCAAGUCGAAGAGAAAAUAGAGGCAGCAGUUGAAGAAGUUGAAGCAAAGGGAGGAGGGGAUGAGCUGAAUAGAAGGAUAGAGGACUUCAUUGCAAGAGUUAACAGGCGAAGGCAACUUGAGAUCCAAUCACUUGUUUCUUGUAAAGCUUGAAAUAAGUUUGUUGCCAAAGGUAUGCCUUUGUAAAGUAGUGGGGAGAGAGCAUUACAGGGCUGAUUGCUGCAAGUCCCUUGUGGAGACUAUUGCUUCUUCUUUUUUUCUUCCUAAGAAAGCAGCCUGGAUGCAUGUGGUUGUUCUAAACACCAAACUCUCUUAGAUUUUUACCAAAUAUUACUAUUUAGUUUAUGGAAAAUGUCAAAAUAAAUUUGGAUAAAAAAAAUUCAAUUUGCUUGA
This is a messenger RNA of Linum tenue, 753 nucleotides long. Lineage: Eukaryota; Viridiplantae; Streptophyta; Magnoliopsida; Malpighiales; Linaceae. The record is from the annotation of a GenBank genome assembly.